AUGGCACCGGGGAAAAAAGGGAAGAAGCCCGUGACAAAGGGCGCGCCAGCGACAACAGCCGCCGCCGCCACCACCGCUUCGGAUGCCUUGGACGAUCUGCUGAGCGAAUUCGCGCCGGCGGCAGCGGCCCCUGCCCAGCCACAGCCGCAGGAGAAGACUCCGUCGCAGGACAAGAAGCAGGCGAUGGACGUGGACGCUGCUGCUGCCGCGUACUUGGCGUCUCUAGGCGUCGCCUCUGCCGCUGGAGGCGAGAAGAAGGAGGACACGAAGAAGAAGAAGAAGAAGGGCAAGAAGAAGCCCGCGGCGGACGCCAAGAAGGGGGACGAGGAGAAGAAGCCCAUGUCGGCUGCUGCCAAGCUGCUGAUGGAGCGCCAGGCGGCGCUGAAGGCCGAGCAGGACCGGCUCGAGCAGGAACGACUGGAGCUCGAGCGCGUGGCAAGAGAGGAAGAGGCCAAGCGUGUGGCCGAGAUGGAGGCCGAGGAGGAGCUGCGGCGCAAGAAGAAGGAGGCGCGAGCGGCCAAGAUUGAGCGGCAGAAGAAGGAGGGCACGUACAUGACCAAGGCCCAGAAACAGAAGGCGGCCAAGACUCAGGCGGCUCUGGAGGCGAUGCAGCAGGCAGGUCUUGUGCCGGAAGUUGCGGGCGAGAAGACGAAGGUGGUGUAUGCCAAUAAGAAAAAGCAGAGCAAGGUCAUGAAGGGGAUUGAAAAGACAGCGGAGGUGACGAAGCAAGUUGAGGGGGAAGAAGACGAAAAAGUGGGGGACAAGAAGCAGGCGGUGGAUGAAGAUGUGAAGCUGCCGAAAGAGGAGGCAGAGGAAAGUGGAGCCCCCGAUGCAUGGGACGACGACGAUUGGGAGACGAGCGAUGUCGUGGCUUCACUGGAAGAUAAACUCCAAGAGGUGAAAGAAGAUGUCACUGCAGCAGACAGUGACGAUGGCGGGAACGAAGAUCUGUUGGUGCUGGAGCAGGAGAAGGAGCAAGAGCGUUUACGUCAACAGGGCAUUGCGCUGAAGAAGCGUCAAGAGGAGCAGGCGGAGCAGAUGCGAGCGGAAGCUGAAGAGGAGCAUCAACGCUCGAAGGCCAAGAUGGAGGCGGAGCGUAAGAAGAAAGAGGCUGCCGAUCGACGUCGCGAACGUGAGGCCAUUGCACGAGCCAAUGUCUCGCUGGACAAUCUGCGUUCACCUAUUUGCUGUAUCAUGGGUCAUGUUGAUACUGGUAAGACGAAGCUGCUUGACAACAUCCGUAAGACAAAAGUGCAAGACGCUGAAGCCGGUGGUAUCACUCAGCAAAUUGGUGCUACUUUUUUCCCUGUGGAGGCUAUCAAGCAGAAGACGGCUCGGCUUAUCGAGACAAUGAAGCUGGAGUUCCGUCUGCCCGGUUUGCUAGUGAUCGAUACACCUGGUCACGAGUCGUUCACAAAUCUGCGCAAUCGUGGUUCGUCGCUAUGUGAUAUCGCCAUUUUAGUGGUGGACAUUAUGCACGGAUUGGAGCCUCAAACUCUGGAAUCGUUGCGCUUGCUGCGUCAGAAAAAAGCACCGUUUGUCGUGGCGCUGAACAAAAUCGAUCGUUGUUACGGCUGGAAGACGAUGCCUGAUAUGCCCAUUCAAGAAGCGCUAAAGCAUCAAAACGAACACGUCAUUCGCGAGUUCGAGGAUCGCAUGAAAGCGAUUAUUGUAGAAUUUGCCGAGCAGAAGUUGAAUGCCGAGGUUUACUGGCGCAACAAAAACUUGGCAAACACAGUCUCGCUCAUUCCUACCAGUGCCAUCUCGGGCGAAGGUGUGCCGGACUUGUUGAUGAUGCUGACACGCUUGACACAGGAGCGCAUGGCGAAGUCGUUGGCGUUCGUCGACAUCUUACAGUGUACCGUGCUAGAAGUCAAGGUCAUUGAAGGUCUUGGUACGACUAUUGAUACGAUUUUGGUGAAUGGUACACUGGUAGAAGGCUCUACUAUAGUUGUGUGUACCUUGGAUGGGCCUGUUGUGACAAGCAUCCGUUCACUGCUGACUCCGCAUCCGAUGAAAGAAAUUCGAGUCAAGGGGGAAUACAUCCACCACCAAAAGAUGAAGGCUGCCAUGGGUGUAAAGAUUUGCGCGCAAGGUCUCGAAAAAGCUGUAGCCGGUACACAGAUCUACGUGGUUGGUCCUGACGACGAUGUUGACGAGCUGAAGGAUACCGUCAUGUCCGACCUGACGAGUAUUCUGGACUCGGUGAAGGCUACCCGCCGUGGUGUGAUGGUACAAGCUUCCACUCUUGGUGCGUUGGAAGCGCUUCUAGAAUUCUUGCGCACAUGUGAUCCGCCUAUCCCGGUGUCCUGUGUGAACAUUGGCCCCGUAUACAAGAAGGAUGUAAUGCGAGCUUCAGUGCAGCUCGAGCACCAGCCAGAAUUUGCUACCAUAUUGGCGUUUGACGUGAAGGUUCACAACGACGCGACUGAGCUCGCCUCCGAGCUUGGCGUGCGCAUUUUUACCGCUGAUAUCAUUUACCACCUGUUUGAUCAGUUUACGGCGUAUAUGGACAACUUUCGGAUGGCCCGGCGUGAGGAAUUCGAGGAGGUUGCAGUGUUCCCUUGCGUGCUCAAGAUCGUUCCCAGCUGUGUGUUUAACAAGAAAGACCCAAUCAUUCUUGGUGUCGACGUUGAAGAGGGCAUUCUCAAAGUAGGCACCCCUCUCGUAGUACCAUCUGCCGGUGGGUUCUUGGUCGGGAAGGUGGGCUCUAUCGAGCGCGAGCACAAAGAGGUCGACCGUGCUAAGAAGGGCGCGUCGGUUGCUGUGCGGAUAGACAACGAGAGCAGUGUCAUGUACGGCCGUCACUUUGACCACAAGAACAAGCUGGUGUCGCGCUUGACUCGUGAGAGCAUCGACGCACUAAAAGAGAAUUUCCGGGAUGAUCUUCAGAAAGAGGACUGGCAGCUCGUCAUCAAGCUGAAGAAGGUGUUCGAUAUCAUUUAG
Messenger RNA from Peronospora matthiolae, 2946 nucleotides. The record is from the annotation of a GenBank genome assembly. NCBI's taxonomy places the organism in Eukaryota, Oomycota, Peronosporomycetes, Peronosporales, Peronosporaceae.